AUGGACAUUGUGUUGCCUCCAGAUGAUGACGGGAUUAGUUUUGGCGUUAGGGCCAAAGCUGUAGAAGUGUUGCCUCAGGAUGACCAUGGGCUAAGUUUUGGCAUUGGGGCCAAAGCUGUGAAAAGAACACUUGUGAAACCAAAGCAGGCUUCAUCUUCUUCUGCUGGCAAGACUUUGAGGAAUCUGCCCAGUGGAGUUGACUUGCCGCCAGAUGUGACUACAUGCACUGUCCUGCCAAUGCCAAGUCACCCUGAUCGAGAUGCAAGGGUAAUGGAUACAAGAAAGAAACGACAUGCUUUUUGCAAGGCUGCGCCACGUUUGGCACCUUUUAGUGGGUGCAUGUGCCAGAAAGAGCACACAUACCCUCAUGAUGCUGUCUUUGAAGUGUUUUCACCACCAAGGUUGGUGACUGAGGCCGUGAGAAGAGGCCUGAAGGCCAGUGUCUCACUAGAUGUGAAGACAGGAUGGGACGCUUCUCUGAGUAGUGAGAAGCAGCGUGCGCGGACAUUGCUGGGUUUACACAAGCCAUGGAUGUUGAUGGCUUGCCCUGAGUGCACAAUGUACUCAAUUAUCCAGCGCAACUGCAACAUCCCCAAGAUGAACCCAGAAGUGGUGAAAGAACGUUUGGCUGUAGCUGAUGACCAUUUGAAUUUUGGUUUGGACAUGUGUUUGGAGCAAGGCCUGGCAGGCCGCAAAUUUAUCUUUGAACAUCCUGGAGGUGCAAGCUCUUGGCAAUCUCCAGGUGUUGGGCGUGUUUUGCAGCAGAUUCCAGAGGCUCGAAUCAUUGGCUUUUGUCAAUGCAGAUUUGGAUUGGUUGCGCCUGAUGGGCAACCCAUGCAAAAAGUCACAAGAUUUUUGACAAACUCAGCAGCCAUUAUCCAAAUUUUUAGUGGCUGCAAUUGCAUUUGCAAGUUGUUGGGCCGUUCACAUGUGAAGAUCGAGGGGUCCAUGAAUGGUUAUAGUUUGUCAAGGUGGGCUCAGUGUUACCCACCAAUGAUGGUGUCAGCUAUCUUGGAUGGUGUCCAACAAGAGAUGCCAUAG
Molecule: messenger RNA, 1041 nt
Organism: Durusdinium trenchii
Lineage: Eukaryota; Dinophyceae; Suessiales; Symbiodiniaceae
Source: the annotation of a GenBank genome assembly